AUGGGGGGCCCUGAGGGGAAGAUCAAUCGGCCCCGAAGGGAACUGAAGAAGAAGCUGUUCAAUCACGGGUGGGGGAGGGAGGGGUUGAAUAGGGAGCAUCAACUGAAGCACCAGGUGGUUGGGGCUGUGAUAGACGCAGGGCUGAUCACAAGCCACCAUCUCAAGAAGUAGGCUUACCAGAUGAGACGGUCCAGUGCACGUGGCAACAUUACUCUGUCAAGGAAGAAGCGCAGGAAACUCCUGCAGCAGAUCCACCUUAUGCAGAAAGAGAAGGCGGCCAUGGAAGUGGAGUCUCCUUCAAAGCCAACCAGGACUAGUGAAGCACAACCCAAACAGCAAAAGAAGACAAAAGCCCAGCAGGACGUAGACAUGAAGGACCUUGAAGAUGAGAGCUAAAGUUCUUACCUCUUCUACCACAAGUUUCUCAGCUGGAGCCAUAAGGACUCCAGAGGUGGUUUCAGAGGACUUUGGAGAAAGCAUUGCCCCUUUUCAGCUCUGCCCAGAUUCCUCUUCCAUAAUGGCCUACUGACCUUCCCUGUAGGGAUGUAUUAUGAGGAAAAAGGAUACAGAAGAAAAUUGGGGAGGGGCCUGUCUAGCGGUCGACAUUUGUAAUAAAGCCCUAGAGCUCUGA
Molecule: messenger RNA, 631 nt
Organism: Nycticebus coucang (slow loris)
Lineage: Eukaryota; Metazoa; Chordata; Mammalia; Primates; Lorisidae
Gene: C14H11orf98
Product: chromosome 14 C11orf98 homolog
Source: RefSeq, a predicted model, not a curated record